This is a messenger RNA of Corticium candelabrum, 1654 nucleotides long. RefSeq names its product CAP-Gly domain-containing linker protein 1-like. The record is from RefSeq and is a predicted model, not a curated record. Lineage: Eukaryota; Metazoa; Porifera; Homoscleromorpha; Homosclerophorida; Plakinidae. Gene Ontology annotation, biological process: cytoplasmic microtubule organization. Gene Ontology annotation, molecular function: microtubule plus-end binding. Bases 70 to 1485 code for a protein of 471 amino acids. Gene Ontology annotation, cellular component: cytoplasm; nucleus; microtubule plus-end. The transcript has 8 exons.
CCCCGCCGAGUUUGACUCGUUCAUUCUUCGUCGCAGCCUCAUUCCGUCUCACGCCGUUCUGUCAACGAUAUGACUGCCGAAGCUGCUGCACAUGCACACUCUGUGAUCAUGAGUGUCGGCAACCGCGUGGAAAUUGUCGAGGCCGGUAAGGAGAGGCGGCGGCGUUGCGGAGUGCUGAAGUUUAUCGGCGAGACGCACUUCUGUGCGGGCACUUGGUGUGGCGUGUUACUCGACAAUCCGGUCGGAAAGAACGACGGGACGGUGGACGGUGUGAAGUACUUCGAGUGUCCGGUCAAUCGCGGAUUGUUUGUGGCGAUUUCGAAGGUCAGAUUGGAGCCGGAUUCGUUGCCCGCUGCGAAGCCGGCCUUACAGGCGCGUUCGAAGAUAGCAAGACCUUCGAAUGGUGGAAGAAAAGUUGGGAAAAGGGUUGAGACUUGUGGCCAAGAAAAUGUUAGAGAAUUUGAUUCUAAGCCACCCCCACAACAUCAUCAACAACAGAGAGGCAGUAGUGUGAAACAUCAGACAAUAGGAACGGAACGGUUGGCUUUAGUGGCUAGAGCCCCAUCAUCUCAGAGUCAUGGAUGGAAGCAUCGGGCGGAGAAAGGGCACGGAGUAAGCAAGAGGAGUGGAUUGAGAUCGGAUAGUGAGUCAUCAACCAGACAGUCUACAUCAUCAUGUGAGGCUACAGAAAGCGAGAAAAGAAAGAACACGUUUACCAUCCAACAUCAUCAGCCUUCAGAGCCAAAAUCCUCAACAGAAACAAAGAAUAAAGACUCAGUAACAAAGAAUAAAGACUCAGUGGAUAUGGAAGAAGACGACAGUGACGUAUUGAUUGCCAACAUAUCACCAUGUGUCAUGAUUCCUGUUGCAUUCAGCACUCCAGUUGCCGCCCGGUUUGGCAGUGAUAGUCACAGUAAUACGCAGUCUACUGCAUUGCUUACUCCCGAGUCGGAGGCGGUGAUGUUGGUCGAAGCAAAUCGAGUUGGUAGGGAGUUGAGGCAAUCGGCUCUUGCCACGGGGUUGGGGAAUGUGGGUACAGCAGGAAGGGGAGCGGAUGUGCAGCUUGCUGAGGCGAUGAAAGUGGUUGGUUGUUUGUGUGAAAGAUUGAGUCAUGGAUGUUGUGUGUUUGAUGUGCUGGCGGUCGUCGUUGGUCACUUGAGUGGGAAGUUGGAGAGAUCGCAGAGAAGUAAAUGGAAGGCGUGGGAUUGUUGUGAAGAGUUGCAGUGCAGGGUACAAGAGAGUUCUGACAGAUUAACGGCAUUGGAAUUAGAAAAGGCUCAUCUUCAACAACAGUACAAGGCACUUUGUGCAACAGCUGAAGAUGAACAGUCAAAGUACACCGAACAAUUAAAAGUUUUAGAAUCCAACAACGAGCUAUUGAGAUCUCAAAUCAAUACACUGAAAACUGAAUACGAAACAACGAAGAGAAACCUUGAAGAAGGAGAUGAAGCUUCGUCUAGCAAAACGAAAGAACCGGCUACAUAAUAACAACACAAAAUGUGACGUCAUGAAUUAAUUUAAAUUUCUAGAUAUUUCUUGGUUAUAUGAGGAAGUUAGGAUAUGACAAAUACAUUGCAUUGUUUAUUAGAUAUUUGGUUUGGUUUCUUUGUUUAUCAGUAGACAAGAAAGUUUCUUUUCUCGUCGUUGUGUUGGA